AUGGCGCCAAAGAGCUCCCCGUCUUUGCGAUUCUCUGAUUUUACCGACGUUAAAACCUUCGAAGCAGACGAGCCCCGUCGAAAACGAAGGAAAACAUCAACAGAGACUAUGGCAAAGCUUGUCAGCAACUUCAAUGGCCAACAAGUCACUGACGCCAUGUUGAAGGACGCUGCAAAACUUUUCAGCGAGAACUACGGCGUCUGGGGCAAUGAAGGGCCUGGGAGUCCUGGGAGUCGUGUCAAGAUGAGCGCAGACCGCCUACGGGUGCAAUGUCUUCCCGAGGGAUCGAACAACACAUAUGUCACCAUCCAUAUCGAUGGCGUCCUAGCAGGGAAUGCUUUUGCUUGCCGCUGGGAGCAUGCGGAUCGUCGAGUAUGCUGGGUCACCCAACUGGUGGUCCACAGCAAUUACCGAGAACAAAGUCUCGCAACUACUCUUCUCUUGAACUUGAUCGAUGACGACGAUGAAGUGCUCGGGAUUAUGAGUUCCCAUCCAGCAGCGUGUAAAGCCCUCGCGAAGGCAGUCGGAGACAUCAGAUUUUCCGACGUUUCGAUGGACUAUGCUCGGGACCAUGCCGCUGAUGUGUUAAAGGCGUCGCCGAUUGAUUAUGUUCGCCAGGCGCAGCUUUGCGGGCGGCUUUUUCACUCCGACGAUGCUAGCGGAAUGGUGUCGGGCGUGAACUCCAAGUUCUAUGUUGAUCACACUGAACCCCUCGAUGUUCUUGCCUGGUUCCAGGAAAAUGGGAACUGGCCUCUUGGUGAACUGCCUGAUGGGCACGAAUUUUUGUUCCUAGUGGAAAAGUCACGACGGAGGCGCUCACGAUCUGCUUCGGCACGGCGUGGGUAUGCAGCAACCGGGGAGAACGAGGUAUCCUUAGCUACGUCCUGA
Messenger RNA from Colletotrichum acutatum, 888 nucleotides. RefSeq lists its product as uncharacterized. The transcript is spliced from 3 exons. The record is from RefSeq and is a predicted model, not a curated record. The coding region runs from base 1 to 888 and encodes 295 amino acids. Gene Ontology annotation, molecular function: acyltransferase activity, transferring groups other than amino-acyl groups. NCBI's taxonomy places the organism in Eukaryota, Fungi, Ascomycota, Sordariomycetes, Glomerellales, Glomerellaceae.